AUGAAGAGUUCAAUGAGCAUCAUUGUCUUCUUGUUUGUGACCAUCUUCACCAUCUCUGCUUCUUCCUUGAACCCUGAGGAAACUUGCAUACAAAGAAACAUCAACCGGUCACAACCUCCAAGCUCUUCACUCGAACCCAAGACAUCAAAGUUCGACUUUCUUGUGGACAAGUUGUGCAGAGACAUGGCUCGUGCCGUCAUGUUCUCUGUGAGGAUAACCGGAAAAUUCCCAUCUCACUAUGUGAAGGCGAUGUGUAAUGUGUUUGGAAAUGACGAGAAGAAAGUGAAAGAGUAUGUUGUGAAGAAAUGGUUGGGAGGUUCGAAGCUCGUGUCUAGUUUAUCUUGUGCUUUUCAUUGA
This is a messenger RNA of Arabidopsis thaliana (thale cress), 357 nucleotides long. RefSeq lists its product as uncharacterized. Bases 1 to 357 code for a protein of 118 amino acids. The transcript has a single exon. The record is from RefSeq and is marked reviewed. NCBI's taxonomy places the organism in Eukaryota, Viridiplantae, Streptophyta, Magnoliopsida, Brassicales, Brassicaceae.